AUCUUGAUUGCACUGCACAAAUGUAAGAACCCAAGUUUCAAUUCCAAGUGAAGUGGAGACAAUAAUGAUCAUUCUUUUUUAUAAGCGUGGUGUCCAGGCCAGCUUGCACGCACUUAGACUAAUUCCACGGGAUACCUGCCGCCUCCUAUCAGCAACAGGUAUCAGGUACCAGGUAACUCUAUCCAUCAAGCCUUGGAUAGAUGGGAAGAAAUCACCUAGUGUGUUUUGCCUCUGCUGAGAUUUGAACUCGAGACCUUAUGGUUCUCACCCACUUUAUUGACCACUAGGCUACACCCUUGGAUGCCAAGACAAUAAUGAUCAAUAAUAGGUCAGUAACCAGUACAUAGAAUCAUAACAUGAUUAUUAUCUGUUUCCUGAGCUUUGAAGACAAGUAUUGGUAGAUAUGAUCACAUUGGCUGAGACAAAAGGGAGGGCACCAUUUGUCUUCUUAUGUAAAUUGCUUCAAAAGUUGCUAACCAUGAUUACAAAAUGCAAAAACUUGCAUUUUACUCAAACAAGUGAACUACUUCUACCACAACUCAUCAGUAAAAAAUAACCUGUUUUACAUACCUUCAUGAAGUUCAUUCCACCUUCAAGAUCAACACACACGCCAACACACGAAGCAUGGCGUGUUUUGAACGUGCAUCGCCAGCAUUGAAGGAGAUCCUGCUCAGAUUAUACCGAGAUGAACGGACCAUUGAUGUCGACCAUCACCUUCAUGAAUUUGGGUCCGUUGAAUAUUACGUUCAGUCCACGGUGUCAGAUCCUGAUCGUACCUACUUAUCAAUAUCAACUCCAAUUCUGUCUCAAGCAUUCCUGAUCUCAACUCGGCUAUCACGUUACACUAUGGAGAAGGUAAAGGCAAUUAGUGCUGAUGUUCUGGAGAUUGUGGAACCUCCAAAAGAAGGAUAUCAGCUGACUUUACGACUCAAUUUUGCUAGAAUGCCGCAUGGUAAAGAGUCGAUAAAAACGAUCACAGACAUUGCUGCUGUGCAAGGUGUAAUUCUGAGUUCUCAGCUGGAAGAAAUGCUGAUGAAUGUGAAUUCGCAAGAUGUGGCUCAAGGAAUGUACAAACCAAUCAAACUUGUCUAUCACCCAAGAGAGCCAUUUUAUGUCAUAAAACAGCCCCAAAAAAUCACAGCAGUAUUUCCGAUGCGUUUUAAGGAGAAAACAGAUGUGAUUAUAGCUACAACUUUCUUCCAGGAACUAAUGGAUGUUGCAAAUUCAAAAGCAUGUGCUAAGGCACCCCAUUGCAUCUGGUCCCCUAUUCCACCUCCCGAGCUAAGAGGAGAAGCAAUUGAAGACUUGAGCACAAAUGGAGGGUUUGUUUCUUUUGAUAUUACUUCACGCCAUAUUGAAGGCAAAAGGCUAGAUAAGACAGUGUGGAACCUUCUGAACUUUUACGCAUUUGUCAAAAAUCAUGUAAAGAGUACUCGAGGAUUUAUACAAAGAAGGAUGAGAACGUGUCUGAAGAGCCUAGUUGAGGUCUUACAGAAAACAGGACUUCAAGAUGACCAACAGAUUAAAGAGGUGAAAGGAUAUAAACGCAUGAAAAAGUUGGUAAAUUUCUCAAAAUCCAAAAUACUCAGAUAUAGAAGCGAUUUCACCAGUAAACUUAAGAGGAUUCAUUCGAGAUUAAAAAUCCACGGGUUCGGCCGUUUUCGUCGAAAAUGGUUGUCAUUCCCCAACUUCUCCUCCAAGACAAAGUAUAGAAAGCUGGAAAAAGAUACUUCUCCUCAACAUAAUUAAUGGAUUCUGCUUAUGGUCAGAGUUUCUUCACAAGGGACGAAAUAUCCUUGAGUCAGGAUAGUUGGUACAAUCCAACACGUACAACACCUCUGUAUUUGUCACCUUCUCAAAUGUUGGCAAUACAUAUAGAUACCCGUAUACUAUGUACAAAUAUUAAAGCACAAUAAACGUGUUGGUCAGGAGUUGUUUUAUACUUCUUUCACAGUUUACAUCCAUAUUUCCAUAUUACUCUAGCUGUUAAGUAAGAAAGUUUCUCUUCUAUUUGAUGAUCAA
Messenger RNA from Nicotiana tabacum (common tobacco), 2022 nucleotides. RefSeq names its product actin-related protein 2/3 complex subunit 2B. Gene Ontology annotation, cellular component: actin cytoskeleton; Arp2/3 protein complex. Gene Ontology annotation, biological process: Arp2/3 complex-mediated actin nucleation; actin filament polymerization. NCBI's taxonomy places the organism in Eukaryota, Viridiplantae, Streptophyta, Magnoliopsida, Solanales, Solanaceae. Gene Ontology annotation, molecular function: actin filament binding; structural constituent of cytoskeleton. The record is from RefSeq and is a predicted model, not a curated record.